Messenger RNA from Cylicocyclus nassatus, 1731 nucleotides. Lineage: Eukaryota; Metazoa; Nematoda; Chromadorea; Rhabditida; Strongylidae. The record is from the annotation of a GenBank genome assembly.
CCGGGGCUCGGGUCUUCGCGAUCCAUCGACUGCGCCGAUCCGUACACGGAGGCUAUGUCUGUUCGAACGAUAUUAUUUGUUGUUGUUUUUUCACUUCACGUCACCGCCGUCGCAGCCACGAUUGACGUCACCUAUGCGCCAAAAGAGUUCACAAACUUCCGGACCGGGGAAAAGAGAACACUAACAGUGCAAGUGAGAGACAGCUCCACAUCACCUACACCGGAUGUUCGAAAUGUAUCAGUGAAAUGUGUGGAUACAUUCAUUUGCAAGAUACUUUCGUAUCCGGAUCGAGUCAUCCUAAUCAAGGAUGAAAACUACUCAGCAAGCUUCCGUAUAGAAGUCGAAGCUUUAUUUCUAGGCGUAACACAGCUCAACAUCACCGUUGGAAAUGAGCCAGUCGAGCCAUAUGUUCUACGCCUUCACCGAUCGAAUCGGGAUGAAAUAGUGACGUCCUACUUCACGAUAUUUAUUGCAAUCUUUGUGGUGAUCAUUUCGUUCAUGAUGGGCACUCAACUGGAACCGAAGCGAAUAAUGGGGAUCGUUCGCAAACCAGUCGGACCAACAGUUGGAUUCUUUUGCCAAUUUGGACUCAUGCCAACGCUUGGCUUCCUACUGGCCGAAUACGGCUUGCCAGCCGAUGACAUCGCCACCAAACUGGCUCUUUUCUCCGUGUCGACAUGUCCCGGUGGUGGAAAAAGCUCUUUUUGGACCAUCAUCUUCAGCGGGAACCUCGAUCUCUCCAUCUCGAUGACCUUCACACAAACACUUGCUGCUUUGGUAAUGAUGCCAUUGUGGAUGUCAACUGCUGGGAAACAUUUCACUGAUGCACAUGUGAAAAUCCCAUUUGGAAACAUAUUAUCGGGACUUGCAGGUCUCAUGGUACCCUCGGCCUGUGGUAUGGUCAUGGCUCACUAUAGGCCACAGUACAUUGAAGCCAUUAGCAAAUGGAUCAAGAGGUUAUCAUGGGCGGCUAUGAUCGUGAUCUCAUGUUUUGCCAUUUAUGCAAAUUACUACAUUUUCUGGUUGAUAACUUGGCCAAUAGUUCUGUGUGGAUGUACUUUACCAUGGCUAGGUUAUCUAACAGCUUUGAUCAUAGCAAUGCUGUUCAGACAGGAGUGGAAGGAUUGCAUCACCAUUGCUAUAGAAACAGGAAUUCAGAAUAUAGGUAUUGCAAUGCUGCUCGUCUUGUGGUGUUUGCCCGAGCCUGAGGCUAGCAUCGCAGUCACUAUCAUUUUUGUGGUAGCGAUUAUGACCGACAAGCCGUUGCUUCUGAUUUGGCUGUUGUCAAGGUUGUACAUGAGGUGCUGCAAAGGCGAUACAGUUGCGCAGAUAGAUGAUAACCCGAAGAAGAUUUCAUUGACGGACGCAAUUACCUCAGAAUCACUGAAGCAAAAACCGGUGGAAGGAGAUAAAGAGCUGAGAGGGAUUUCUGUAAAAGCUGAGAAGGAACGAUGAUUGUGAUCUCGAGUGCAUGCCUCUGUUGUUUGCAUUCAACGCAAAAACGUGUAGAUAACGGUUUCUUAUGAUGUUCUUUUGGCUUGAAUCUACAGUCGAUUCGGUCAAAUCUGGUAAAGUUGGAUCUUCAACGUUUACGGAAGUUUAGAGCCAAACUUUAUCUGCUGGAUUUUCGUGCCUUUGUUGUUCAGGAUUGCAUGAAUUGUAACAUCUCGAACGUUUGCAUUUGAUAAAGCCUCCAUUCUAUACCAUACUGUGUAAAUGCUUUGUGCCCAC